UGUCGAGGGUGUUUUUUGGGGUAAUUUUGUUGUACUGUAAAUAUGUAAGUGGUGGAAUGCCAAUGGGGCUGGGUGGGUACGCGUCCGGAGGAAAAAUGUUGGGGUUCGGCGGCAUGGGGGGUAUGAAAGGUAUGGGAGGUAUGGGUGGCAUGGGUGGUAUGGGUGGAAUGGGUGGUAUGGGUGGUAUGGGAGGCAUGGGAGGAAUGGGUUAUGGUGGACUAGGUUUUGGCGGCGGUAUAAAAUUAUUAGGCGGCGCUGAAGAAAGCGGUAGCAAUUUCGGCGAAGGCAAAAAAGCCUUUGAUGACAUAUUCUUCAAGAAAGGCUUUGGUAGCCAAGGAGGACAAUUUGGUAUGGGUCAAUCAGGAUUUUCAAAAGGAGAUGGAUUAAUGAAAAACAUUAAGGGUGAUUUGGGGUUUUACAGCGGAGCCCAAGGCGGCAAAAACAUAGUUACCGACGGAAAAGGGUAUUAUGGAACGCAUCAUUUCGGAUCUAAUGGAAAUAAUGCCGGUGAAGCUAAAGCUAAAAAAGGACACAAAAACGGAAGAACUGUGAAGGGAUUCCAUACCCAACAUGAAUCCAACGAAGCCAGUAACACUGAAGAGGUAUAUGAUGAGGAACACGAUGAAGCCGAUAAAAAAGCGAUUAAAAAUACUGAAGGUGAAUUUGGCAAGAAAGCUGAAGAAUCAUACAAAGGAGAAAAGGGAGAUUCCAAAUUUGAAGCAGAAGAAGGCAAAAAGGAGGGCAAAUUUACGGAUAAGAUAGAAGAAGCCAAAACAAGCGGAACUAGUGGAAAAUUUGAUGAAGGCAAAUUUGGAUCCGAUGGAUCACAGUUUAACAUUAACAAAGGAGGAGAUAUAAACGGAAAUUCUGGGCAUCAUUCUGCUAAUAAAAUGUUUAAAGCUUUUAAAGUGUAAUCUGUAAAAUAUAAUAAUAAAUUAUGUAGAAUAUUUUUUUAUUAAAAUGUGUAAUCUAUU
Molecule: messenger RNA, 974 nt
Organism: Diabrotica virgifera virgifera (western corn rootworm)
Lineage: Eukaryota; Metazoa; Arthropoda; Insecta; Coleoptera; Chrysomelidae
Product: PE-PGRS family protein PE_PGRS16-like
Exons: 4
Coding region: 57-914 (285 amino acids)
Source: RefSeq, a predicted model, not a curated record